AUGGUGGCGGGCAUACGACUGGCCCUGGUGCUGCGCCCAAAAGAUGGGACCAGCAACCUCCUGAUUCAGACGCAUGGCGUGAGCGGGCGAGCCGCGCUGGACGCCUCCAGUGAGGUGGCCACCGUGAUAGCCAAGUUUUCGGCAGCCGGCGGCAAGGGCAACAUCGACGGCACCGGCGACAACCCGCCCGGCUUUGGCACGGGGCACAUGGCGGCGGUGCAGGGGCGGUACAGCGUGACGUACCGCCUGGUCAACUCUGUGUACGCCAUGGUGGUGGCCCCCCCGGGCGCCAACGUGUUCCUGGCCAUGCAGCUGGUGGAUGCUGUGGCCAAGGUGCUGGUGGGGGUGUCCAGGGGCGUGGACGUCACCCCAGACAAGCUGGUCAAGCGGUACACAGAGGUGUACAUGCUGCUGGAGGACUUGGUGGCCACCUGCCUCUCCACCCUGCCCCCCGCAUUCAUGCACAGCUCGGCCACAGACGAGCGCCUGCUGGUGCUGCCCGCCUCGGCCGCCGACGCGGCGCGCCGCCUGAAGCGCAUGGUGCGCGGCGGCGGCGGCCGCGGCGCCAGCAGCUUUGUGGCGGGCAAGGAGGGCGGCGGCGAGGAGGGCGGCGCGGGGGACCCCACGCCGCCGCCGGUGCCCGAGACGCCGACCUCCCGCGGCGGCCAGCAGUUUUCGGCGGCCCACGCAGACCCGCUGGGGGCGGUGGCGUUCGACAUCCCACCAGACGCGCUGCCGCCGCCGCCCGCACGCGCCGCGGUGGCCCGCCGCCAGCCAGGGCCCGGCCUCGCAGCGCCGCAGCGCCCCACUCCGCCGCCGCCCGCCUUCAAGGGUGCGGUGGACGAGGGGGCCGUCAAGGCGGCGGCGGCGGAUGCAGAGGGGUUUGGCGCCUUUGGCGAGGUCGCCAUGCUAGAGGCGGAGAAGGGCGCGGCGCCAGCCGCGGCGGCGGCGGAAGAGGAGUGGGCUCAGUUUGGGGACGCGGGCGCUGUGCUGGCCGCGCCGGCCGCGACGGUGGCAGCCGCCGAGCAGGCACCUGCGCCGGCGCCUGCCAGGCCAGCGCUGCCGGCCAUCACCGCCAAGGAUGUGCAGGACAGCCUGCAGCUGACAGAGGUGUGGCGGGCAGAGGUGGCGGGCGGCAGCGUGCUGCGCGCGGGGGUGGAGGGCGGCGUGCGGCGCAAGCUGGCACCCUACGGCCUGGCGGCGGCGCGCUUCCGCCUGCAGCCCGCGGCGGCGGGCGUGGUCAACGCCUGCCUGCGGGUGGCGGGCAUGAACCGAGACUUUGCAGAGCAGCUGGCGGGCGGCGGCGAGGGCGGCGAGGGCGGCGACAGCGAGGGCGCCUUCCUGGCCAAGUUCACCCAGGCCUCUGUGGGCUGCUGCUACCUGCAGUACACGCUGCCGGCGGUGGCGUGCCCGCCGCCGCUGCAGGCGCUGCUGCAUGUGGUGCCUGGCAGCGACCCGGCCAAGCCGGGCAGCUGGCAGGGGCUGGUGGUGCUGCGCUACGUGGCCUCCCCCCACCUGCCGGGGCCCCUGCUGGAUGUGUGUGUGGACCUGAAUGUGCCGCCAGAGGCCACCGCCCUGCUGCGCGUGUCCCCCUCGGCGCAGUGGUGCCGCAACGCGGGCCAGCUGCGGUGGAUGGUGCCGCGCAUCGCGCCGGGCGCCAGCGGCGAGCUGCGGGCGGUGCUGGGCUGCAAGGCGGGGGUGGCGGCGGCGGCAGCCACCGCGGCGCUGCAGCGCCAGGCCGAGGCGCGCAUCCUGUUCAGCAUGCGGCCGGGCAGGAGCCUGUCGGGGCUUGUGUUCCAGGUGGCGGCGGCGGAGGCAGAGGCGCCGUACAUGGGCGGCAACGCGCAGUGCUUUGGAGAAAUGACGGUGAGGGUUUGA
Chlorella variabilis is the source of this 1878-nucleotide messenger RNA. RefSeq lists its product as hypothetical. The transcript has 6 exons. NCBI's taxonomy places the organism in Eukaryota, Viridiplantae, Chlorophyta, Trebouxiophyceae, Chlorellales, Chlorellaceae. Bases 1 to 1878 code for a protein of 625 amino acids. The record is from RefSeq and is a predicted model, not a curated record.